Pieris rapae (cabbage white) is the source of this 3195-nucleotide messenger RNA. It is a transcript of the gene Patj, whose product is annotated as patj homolog. The coding region runs from base 195 to 2516 and encodes 773 amino acids. Gene Ontology annotation, molecular function: protein binding. The record is from RefSeq and is a predicted model, not a curated record. The transcript is spliced from 17 exons. Lineage: Eukaryota; Metazoa; Arthropoda; Insecta; Lepidoptera; Pieridae.
CAAAACUCAACGAUCUCAGUACGACAAUUCUUAAUUCUAUUGUGUAAUGAAUAUACAUAAUAUUAUAAUAGUAGAGAUUUUUAAACAGCAAUAAUUUUAAAAUAUUAAAUUUUUGGUUUUUGUGAAAGGUGAUAUUUCGUUAGGUUUCCCACUAGGUAUAUAGUUUAUACCAACUAAGGAUAUUAUUAACACUUAUGCUGAAGGCACACGAAAAUAUGCAUUUAGGGAUGAAUAUUUCAAAUGCAUUACAGCAACUAGAGAGCGUCAAAAUAGCUGUGGAUACGAGCGAUGAUCCAAAGUUGAAGGCUGCAACAAAUGAUGAUUUGAAUAUGCUUAUUAAUUUGCUUGAGAAUCCAAUAUUAAGGAGUAUAGUUACACUACAAGAUUCUGUGGCCAUGCUCGCUACUCAGGUUGCACAUCAUCCUUCUAUUAUUCCAGAUGACUUUGAUAUAACCCCUGCAGGUGAUCUUGCUUUACAAACAAGAAAUUUUUUUGGAAUACAUGAAGGAGAUGAAGAACAAAGAGUUCCUCAGGUUUCACCACCACAAAGCCUUGAAUUUGGUUCAUCUGGGGAGACUGAAAGAAUAUUAGGAAUUGAUACAGGAUCUGCUGUUGAAUCCCCAAAACAGAUUAGAGGUAUUUUGGAAAUAGCUAAAAAUGAUGAGUCACUGGCGUCUGCAAAUAGCAUUGUCAUUGGAGAUUGGGCACAGGUUGAGAUAAUAAACUUGGUGAAUGAUGGCACUGGUCUUGGAUUUGGUAUAAUUGGCGCCAGAACCAGUGGUGUCAUUGUGAAAACUAUUCUUGCUGGUGGCGUCGCUGAUCGUGAUGGGAGAUUAAAGUCUGGUGACCAUAUACUGCAAAUUGGAGAUGUAAGCCUCAUGGAAAUGGGGUCAGAACAAGUGGCAGGGGUGCUCCGUGCAUCGGGUUCUCGUGUCCGGUUGGUAGUGGCUCGUGGGGUAGACCCGGCGGCGUUGCACCCAUCAACCGCACCGGUCGUGCCGGCUAGACUUCUGUCAAGCCCUGAAGCUCUAGACCGCUAUCUCAUGGAAGCAGGUUUCGAGCAGGUAUUCCACACACAGCCGACACCACUUCCUGUCAAUUCGGCUUCAACAAGAUUUGUCUUCGAUAAAUCCAUCACUCCGCCGCCAGAAAGCGACGCAGAGUCACCUGAAGUAGAUAGGUUUACCGUGCAACUUAAAAAGGACGAAAAUGGAUUAGGUAUCACCAUAGCAGGUUAUGUGUGUGAAAAAGAGGAAUUGUCCGGGAUUUUUGUGAAAUCAGUGACCCCGGGUAGUGCGGCUGCUCUAAGUGGUAAAGUGCGAGUUAAUGACCGCAUAGUGGCAGUUGAUGGCGUCUCACUCGCGGGCAAAUCAAACCAAAGGGCAGUGGACGCCCUCAAGCAGAGUGGGAACAUUGUCACCCUUGAACUAGAGAGAUAUCUUCGUGGUCCGAAAUUCGAGCAACUCCAACAGGCAAUAGCGGCGGGUGAGAGCGCAGCGGCUGCAAUAACGAAUGUCAGCAAUCCCUUCCUGCACAUGCAUCGCGCUGAUAACUCUGAUUCCAGCGAACACCAAAUACAGAUGACACACCUUAAUACCACUUCAGAGACCAGUGUCGACGACGUGAGUGAGAGCGGUCGUAGCUCUGUGUCGACGAUACAGCGACCGCAGCCAGUCUUUGAGAUGCCGCGGACACAGGAGCAAAAGGACGCCAUUAAGAGGAAGUGGCAGGCCAUACUCGGUGAUGACGUGGAAAUAGUGGUAGGUGUGGUGGUCCGUGGUGGUGGAGGCCUGGGUAUUUCCUUGGAGGGUACCGUGGACGUGGAAGGUGGUAGAGAGGUCCGACCCCAUCAUUAUGUCCGGUCUGUCUUGCCCGAAGGACCAGUAGGGCGUGCACGUGUUCAUAGACCCGGAGAUGAAUUACUAGAGGUGAACGGCCACAGACUACUAGGCAUGAAUCACUUGGAAGUCGUAUCUAUUCUCAAGGAGUUGUCAAGUGAAGUCUGCAUGGUUUGCGCAAGACCUAGACCUACGCCAGCCAUAGACCUUACUCCGCCAGCACCUACGCUUGUUAAGGCAAAGUCUGAUGGAAGUCUGGCCGGCGCAGGCGCAGGUGUCGACGAUGGUAACACGGGAAAAGUUCGUUCGCGCAGUCUGGAACCACUAACGGGCCUGGCCAUGUGGGCUUCUGAGCCACAGAUUAUUGAGUUAGUAAAGGGCGAGCGUGGUCUAGGUUUCUCGAUCCUAGACUAUCAGGACCCGCUGCGUCCUGCGCAUACGUUGGUCGUUAUUCGCUCCUUGGUCCCGGGGGGUGUGGCUCAACAAGAUGGAAGACUUAUACCCGGGGAUAGAUUACUAUUUGUUAAUGAUCAGAAUUUGGAAAACGCAAGUCUAGAGCAGGCGGUAGCGGCUCUGAAGGGCGCACCGAGAGGCGUGGUCCGCAUCGGAGUGGCUAAACCUUUGCCAUUAGCUGACCAUCCGCCACCGCCACCCACCACACCUCCGCCAUCGGCUUAAAACCCCUGAUUACCGAGAUCUAUAUGAAUAAUUUAUUCACAAUGACUAGUUUAUGAAUGAGCUACUAUUAAAUCUUAUUUCAUAAAUUGAAUAUAAUUAAGAAGACAUCAUUGUUUUGUAACAGACCGUGUAGUAUAUGUCACUUUCUUUUUUAUUGCAUUUGGGCGCCGCCAUCUUAACAUAUAUAAUCCAUCAUUUUGACAUAUGUCAUCUGUCAGUUGUCGAUCUUGGCAGGUUCAGGUUUGAGUUUAACUUUUAUAGAAUGUUCUAUAAAAAUUUAUUAAUAAUUACAAACGAGUUUUGUAUAAAAAACUGAAAUGUGGCAUAAGUGUACAUUAGAGUGCCAAUUAUUAUAAUAGAGUCUGUAAAUGUCCAUAUAUCUAAAUAUUACUAUUAAAUUGUUAAAAUCGACAAAUCAUGACAAGAUUUUAUUGUAUCUUUGUUCUAAUCUGGCAAAGAACUAUUGCAAAUCUCUAAUUUAUAAAAAUAUAUAACGGUUAUUAAAUCUUUAUAGCCAUCAUAGUUUUGUACUUAUUAAAAUAAAAGCGUUAUCAGCAUUAUUUCAAAAAAUUAUAAAGAAUUAUUAUAAUUUUUCUAUGAUCAUUGGCUGACAUUACCAAUAUCGGUGGACUAUAAGUAUUAAGUAUUAUUAUAAGACUAUUAAUUGUUAUCAUUCCAA